Penicillium daleae is the source of this 1407-nucleotide messenger RNA. RefSeq names its product bZIP transcription factor. Bases 1 to 1407 code for a protein of 468 amino acids. NCBI's taxonomy places the organism in Eukaryota, Fungi, Ascomycota, Eurotiomycetes, Eurotiales, Aspergillaceae. Gene Ontology annotation, biological process: regulation of DNA-templated transcription. The record is from RefSeq and is a predicted model, not a curated record. Gene Ontology annotation, molecular function: DNA-binding transcription factor activity. The transcript is spliced from 3 exons.
AUGGACCAACAAUUACCAGUGCGGCUGUCAAGCGACCUGCCUCCCUUCAAUUGGGAUGAGUUCCAUGAAAGCACAUCCUCAUCCGAACCUACUUACCCCUUGUUACACGAGUCCGCGACCUCUGAUAUCAACUCUUUGCUCUCAGCUCGCUCCUAUCCCCUGCCCAAUGCACAUAACACUCAAAAUGCUCAAAAUAGUACGCCAUCUCCCAGUCAUGGCGACUUACCUCUCGGGCUUAUAUCUUACUUAAACCCGACAAACACAAACCAAACACCCCUUCCAAAACCGACGGCACCGGGGCCACAAAAACGCCAGCGACGUGGAUCCAAGAAGGCCGCACCGUCAGGGAAGAAUCGCGGAGCUCCCCAAGACGAUGGAGGUAGAAACGAAAGCCCUGAAGAGCGGAGGCGUAUGCAAACUCGCCAGGCACAACGUGCAUAUCGCUCACGACAGCAAGCAUCAAUGGAAAGCCUCAGGAAUCGAAUUUCCUUUCUGGAGACCUCGAUAGAGAAAAUGAGCUCUGCUAUGCUGUCGUUCAGUGAGCAACUAGUUCAGAGUGGUGUGCUUAGGUCACAGUCUGCUUUAACCACCAAUUUACGCGAUACGAUGAAGAUAUUCCUUUCUUUGGCAUCCGGGGCAAGCAUCGACGAGGGGACGAGGACCCCGGUUGACUCCAAUAGAGCAACUGACUUGCCGCCAACCCUACCACAACCUACCACCAAGCGCUUGUCUCUGGACGUCCCCUUUCACUUGCCCUUGGUGGACAGCGGAGUAUAUCAUUCUAAAAGUACUGUCCUAUCGGCGGCCGUCAAGUCAACUGGAACGUCGAUUAUAGACGUGACCGAAUUCAUUGAAAGGCUGCUCCUAGUAGCUCUUUAUCAAGGACAUCUGGCUCUGAGCAAUCUGUCCUUCGGCAUGGAUCAACUCCAAAGGCCCUUUGGGCUCAUUUUUACUAUGAUGAACCGUGACCGCCUGACAUCUUACUUCAAAGCAGAAUUAUAUGCUCAAGUAAACCAGAAGCCGUUGGACGGAUGGGAGGAAGUCCCCUUUUUCAGAUUGGGGCGUGCGGGAACCCAUUAUCCUGACGAGAGCACGGGUGCCUUUCUCCCUCGUUUCCAGAGAUGGGGCACCGUGGAGGACCCCUUAUCACUGGUUACGGCAGAUUUACGAAAGCAGCUAGAUGGGGAUUGGUUUGACUUGCAAGAUCUAGAGGGGUAUCUCCGCGAUAAGAAUGUGCUCCUGGUCGUGUCAGCAAGUGAGCCAACAAGAUGCUCGGAAGGGCAGAUCAAUAUCAAUGUCUCGCGUUUUAUAUCAGCAUUGAUCCCCAGAGGAGUUUGCCUGGGUCGAACACCUGGGUUUCAACGUGGUGAUGUGGAGGAGGCCCUGCAUUUUUCAACAAUUGUGUAA